UAAAGUUUCCCAAAGUGUACAUUUCCAUGAAUUAGAAACAGGAUUGCAUAUCGUGGAGAAAGGUAUAAAUACUUCCAAUAUUCACGUCAAGCUGUGGACAAACAGACAUGAUGAAGUUUGUGGUGCUCGCUCUGCUUGCUGUUGGCGCUUAUGGGUGUGGGACACCCACGUUCCCACCCGUGGUGAGCCGAGUGGUUGGAGGAGAAGAUGUCAGGCCUAACAGCUGGCCGUGGCAGAUUUCUCUGCAGUACAACAGAGAGGGCGAGUGGAGGCACACCUGUGGAGGUACUCUGAUCUCUGAUCAGUGGGUCCUGACUGCUGCUCAUUGUAUCAGCAAAGGCAGGGAGUACAGAGUGGCCCUGGGAAAGCACAACCUGGUAGAAGAAGCAGAAGAGGGUUCUGUGUUCAUGGGCACCUCCAACAUCAUCGUCCAUGAGAAGUGGAGCUCACUCUUCAUUCGUAAUGACAUUGCCCUGAUCAAACUGGAGGCUCCUGUUGACUUCUCUGACACCAUCAUGGCUGCUUGCCUUCCCGCCGACGGCUUCAUCCUCCCCCAUAACGAGUCCUGCUACGUCACCGGGUGGGGUCGCGUCUACACCGGAGGCCCCAUCGCUGACAUCCUGCAGCAGGCCUUGCUGCCUGUGGUGGACCAUGCUACCUGCAGCAAAUCCGACUGGUGGGGAUUCCAGGUGAAAGACACCAUGGUCUGUGCAGGUGGAGAUGGAAUUGUGUCCGGCUGCAAUGGUGACUCUGGUGGUCCUCUGAACUGUCAGAACGCCGACGGUACCUGGGAGGUCCAUGGAAUCGUCAGCUUUGGAUCGGGACUCAGCUGUAACAUGAAGAAGAAGCCCACAGUGUUCACUCAAGUCAGCUCCUACAUCACCUGGAUCAACUCCGUAAGCUCCUGCACAUCCCACUGACUUCUAAUACAUCAGAUAGAUCCUUUUACACAUCUCAGAAUCAUGCAAUUUAAUUAAUUUAUUUAUUUAUUUAUUUUUACAGAAAAUGGCGACCUACUGAUGUGGACUAGUGCCAGCAUGCACACAUAGUAAAAAUGUAAAAUAAAGGAGAACAGACAAAAAUAAAAUAACUUUCUUUACCUCA
This is a messenger RNA of Nothobranchius furzeri (turquoise killifish), 1104 nucleotides long. RefSeq names its product chymotrypsin-C. Gene Ontology annotation, molecular function: serine-type endopeptidase activity. NCBI's taxonomy places the organism in Eukaryota, Metazoa, Chordata, Actinopteri, Cyprinodontiformes, Nothobranchiidae. The record is from RefSeq and is a predicted model, not a curated record. Gene Ontology annotation, biological process: proteolysis.